Messenger RNA from Culex pipiens pallens (northern house mosquito), 900 nucleotides. RefSeq lists its product as uncharacterized. Lineage: Eukaryota; Metazoa; Arthropoda; Insecta; Diptera; Culicidae. The record is from RefSeq and is a predicted model, not a curated record. The coding region runs from base 1 to 900 and encodes 299 amino acids. The transcript has a single exon.
AUGAGCACAACUCGAAAAAACACGAUCUUCGUGGACUUUGGAGUCCUCCCAGCUCGCCCACCGCUGGAUUCCAUAAAAACCUUUGUGGAAAAAAGCAUGGGCCUUAAUCCUGCCGGGUUUAAGUGCCUUCAACUGCACAACACCCGGAACGGCAUCCUCAUCGAGAUGGCUGAUCUAGCAACAGCCAUUAAAGUAGCAGCAGACAACCACAUGAAGCACGCGCUCCGUUCGGGUGAGAAGAAUUUCCUGAUUCCGGUGUACGUUGACGACAACGCCGUCGACGUCCGGGUCCACGAUCUUCCGCCGGGAAUGCCCAACGACGACAUCGCUGACGGAAUGGCGCAGUAUGGAGAGGUGCUGACGAUUACGGACGACGUUUGGAAGAACUUUUUCCCCGGGAUUCCAAACGGUGUGCGGGUCCUGAGGAUGAAACUCGCCAAGCAGGUGCCGUCAUACGUCAGCAUCAAGGGCCAAUUAAGCUUGGCCACUCAUGCUGGCCAGAUCCCGACUUGCCGACGAUGUGGACAGAAAAGUCACCCCGAAAAAACCUGCUCAUCCGCGAAAACAAAAAAGAAGACCGUGAACGCGAACCAGAAGAACGACAAACCAACAACAACGAUUACAAUUGUGCCAGCUGCAACAACAACAACAGUGUCUGAUCCUAUCUCGAAGGUCACCGACGACGAUGGGUUUAGAACUGUUGAGAAGAAAAAAAAGAGUGCAAAAAGACAACUUUCUAUCGAGUCCAAAACAACGCCCCAGGAGAAGCGCACUCAAAUAAAUUUCGACAGUGAUACCGAGAUGGACGAGCAAACGUUGAAACAAAUCAGCAAAGAAGACAGCGCAAAAUUAAGAACCGACAAUUUCAUGAAGUGGUGUGAGUUGAUGUACAUGCAAUAA